AUGCCGAAAAAUCCUUUUGUAAACUGUAAGUCACGCAAAAAAAGAAAGAUUCGAGCCCCAGUCGACAAACCAAAAGAAAAGUUAUUUUGUCCCCGCACGAUGGUAAGGUAUGACGGAUCACAUAGCGAUUACCCAACGAAGUGGGUUUGUAAAAUGUGUCUGAAGGUCGUCUUAAGCGAGGAAGCCGUCAAAACCCACUUGAACACUUGUAGCGGCCAAUCCAACAGAGCAAUGCCUCCCCCACAAAUGAAAAAAAAUGAAGUGACUCAAUACAUUUGUGAAUAUUGCAAAAAGGUAUUUCAAAGGCGUGUUACCUUAAAAAAACACUUAGAGUCCCACGAAAACUCGUCCAGUAGUCUGGAAUCUGAAGAAUCAGAUAUGGAAAUUGAAGAUGGUUCUGCAAUAACAGAACAAAGAAAAGAAGAUGACAAAAAACCUGAGGAGCAGUCCAUUUAA
Molecule: messenger RNA, 456 nt
Organism: Macrosiphum euphorbiae (potato aphid)
Lineage: Eukaryota; Metazoa; Arthropoda; Insecta; Hemiptera; Aphididae
Source: the annotation of a GenBank genome assembly